UGUAUUUUUGAUGGUGUUGCAAGAAUGUUGUCGACAAUCGACUGCUUUUAGUGAAGAAUAGAUACUAAGAGAGGUGGUUGGCGAUGGCGAUUUUUGACAAGAUGAUCGCGCUGUGGAUUUUGGUGGUUUUCAGCUUCUUUACCAGCUGCUCAGCAGGAAAAUCUGAAAAACAAGCCAAGUGGGAUAAGUACUUGAAGCACAUUGAGGAUGCCGUGACCGACUACGAGGAAUGCUCAAGUGAAAAUUCUGGUUGCUACCGGUCUGUCCUGGAUGCUGAUUUCAAGCCAUGGCGUGACCGAGGCGGCAUCAAGCAGGAGGACUUUGAGCGGGGCAAGAAGGACCGCCGGAACGGCGUGGUGCACUAUCAGAUCAUUGGUCACAAACUGUACCGGCAAGAAAACUCUAUGUUCCAGCCAAGGUCAGUAGGUAUAGAACACUUCCUCUUGAAGCUUCUCCCAUUGCUACCGGACAUGGAGCUACUCAUCAAUACGCAAGACUAUCCUAUGGUUAACAAAUGGAUCGACCCGACGCCGAUUCUCAGUUUCAGCCGUACGCCGAAUGAAGUGGACAUUUUCUACCCAGCAUGGACGUUUUGGAGUGGCGGUCCCUUUCUGAAAACCUAUCCGGAGGGCCUUGGCCGUUGGGAUGAGCAACGCAAAGUCAUCGGAAAAAAGUCAGAGGAAUUCCCGUGGAAAAAGAAGAAGUCAAAGGCGUUCUUCCGUGGUUCACGAACUAGCAGUGAACGCGAUCCGUUGGUGAAAUAUGCUCGACAGAAUCCGUCGUAUGCUGAUGCAGCAUAUACAAAGAACCAAGCAUGGAAAUCAGAUGCUGACACUCUUGGCAAACCUCCAGCCGGUGAAAUCUCCCUCGCCGAUCACUGCAAGUACAAGUACUUGUUCAACUUCCGCGGUGUGGCGGCCAGUUUCCGCUUCAAGCACUUGUUUAUGUGCCGUUCAUUGGUGGUCCACGUCGGCGAGGACUGGAAGGAGUUCUUCUAUCCAGCGAUGAAGCCAUGGGUGCACUACAUCCCCAUGGACGUGGAAAUGAAGGAUUUACCGGUCAUGAUUGAGUUUGUGCGCAAGUAUGACAAGGUGGCUCGGGCUAUAGCUGACCGUGGCUACAAGUUUGUUGACAAGCACCUGCGCCUGAAAGAUAUUGAGCUAUACUGGAAGAACCUGUUGCUGACAUACCAUAGUCUUAUGCAGUGGAAGCCCAAGAGAGAUAUGUCACUGAAACAAAUCAAGUGAGGAGCAGAUACAUUCAAAAAACAUAAUUAGGCAAGUGCCAUGGCAUUGUGCCGUGGCGGCUGAACACAUUCACCUUGACAUCGAUGAUUGUCGCAGUGUACCGACUGAGACAGAUCUCGUGACAGGCAUGCAGGUUGCGACUUGCUCCUGAGACUUGCCCAUACGUCAGGCCUGGCUGAUAACUUGUGACCUAGGCCAUCCGUCGGCCAUCUCCCCGACUGCACUGGCUCCUGUAGACUGGUCUCCACUGGCAUGCAAAACACCUGCAGCCACGGCUGCCAGUGCAGUUCCAGCAUGUCAGAACCUCUACUCAUCGCCGUGAUUGUAGCUCAUCGCAUUCUAUAUUCUCAAGAGAGUCCGUCUCGUAUUAUCUCGAAAAAAUAGUUAGGGGUUCAAAAUAAUAGUCACUAACAUGCCUAGAGAGUAGAGACAUACAUUAUACUGUAGGGAAAGCACCAGCAAUGUAGGAUAACAUAGGAUAUCUUAAGAUAACAUAGCAUGGUGCAUCCUUUGCUGCUGCUGCUGCUGCUGCUGCUACGUGUCACCGGUGCUCGUUCUUAGGCUUUCUAGUCACACAACGUUUCUCCUUUUAACGUCACAAUGAUUGCUUCAGCCGAGUGACCGCCGCUGAAGUUGUGUGUGCGCCUCUCCAGGAGCUGGUACCAAGGAGGACUUUA
Sycon ciliatum is the source of this 1924-nucleotide messenger RNA. RefSeq names its product O-glucosyltransferase rumi homolog. Gene Ontology annotation, molecular function: UDP-xylosyltransferase activity; UDP-glucosyltransferase activity. Bases 84 to 1247 code for a protein of 387 amino acids. The record is from RefSeq and is a predicted model, not a curated record. Gene Ontology annotation, cellular component: endomembrane system. The transcript has 12 exons. Lineage: Eukaryota; Metazoa; Porifera; Calcarea; Leucosolenida; Sycettidae.